AUGGAAUCGAGACUCGGUCGUGUGGGCGAGCUUUAUUGUGGCAAGCAGUUGCUGAAACCAAUGGCUGCUACUCCAGACCACAAGCUUUCUAAAGUCCUUAUCGCAGGGGCAGGAAUCGCCGGCCUCGCAACCAUGAUUUCUCUUUCGCGCAUAGCUGCGAUUCUGGAUCUCGAGAUCCAGUUGUAUGAGCAGGCGCCCGAGCUGCUAGAAAUAGGGGCCAGUAUUGCGCUCAGUCCGAAUGGCAUGCGUACUCUAGAGAAACUAGGCGUCCACGAUGCCCUCUCAGACGAUUUUGUCUUCAAAGGACCAAGUGGAAUUCUCCAAAUCGUUCGGUCGUCUCAGUCGACACCCACCGCAACGUUCCUAACGACCCGCUUCCAUCGAGGCCACCUGCACGCCGCACUGCUGGAGCAUGUGCCCCGACAGUAUAUCCACCUAAGCAAGAAGCUCUUACAUGCAGAUGCAGAUGGGAACGGCGUGGUAUUGCACUUUGAAGAUGGAACUACUGUGCACGGAGACAUCCUCGUUGGCGCUGAUGGCUUAAAUCGAGCACUAACCGAGGCAACCCCUUAUACAAACCUCUACCCCAACUUCGCCGGCGACGCUAGCUCGACUUGGGUGUUUAAAGAUCGGGUAACGCUGGUUCGAGACGCAGCGCACGCUCAUGAAGGAGCGUUUGCGGCUGUGGGGCCAAUGGCUUUGGGUGAUGCCUUUGCAUUAUGGCUGGCGUUCAGGUACAUCUUGACUCGGGCUGGACAGCCUUGCAGUAAAGGAUAUAUUGGCAUUGAAGGCAUUAAGAAGGCGCUGGAGUUAUAUAAGAGGACGAGGAAACCGCAUACGCAUCAUCUGUUGGAAAUUGUGCAUGCACAGCUCAAUACCAAGCUUGUUGCAAGGGGGUCUGAGGAUGAGGAGGAUGAAGAGUGGAUUAAUCGUAUGAAGGGAGGGCCUGAUACGGAGUGGCUGUCAGAGCAUGAUGUCGAAAAGGCGUUCGCACACGUUGUUAGGCAAGAAGAUGAGAGAGUACAGGCCCUGACAGUGUCAAGGACCUUGCUGUUUCACUAUUUCUGGCUCGCUUUCCAUGUCAAGACCUUGAUGCAGCAUUCAAGCCCAGUAGAGAACACUGCUCUCAUGCGAUAG
Aspergillus nidulans FGSC A4 is the source of this 1137-nucleotide messenger RNA. Its product is annotated as FAD-dependent oxidoreductase. The record is from RefSeq and is a predicted model, not a curated record. The transcript has 6 exons. Gene Ontology annotation, molecular function: catalytic activity. NCBI's taxonomy places the organism in Eukaryota, Fungi, Ascomycota, Eurotiomycetes, Eurotiales, Aspergillaceae. The coding region runs from base 1 to 1137 and encodes 378 amino acids.